This is a messenger RNA of Lactuca virosa, 1924 nucleotides long. The record is from the annotation of a GenBank genome assembly. NCBI's taxonomy places the organism in Eukaryota, Viridiplantae, Streptophyta, Magnoliopsida, Asterales, Asteraceae.
GAUAUGGGGUUUGGUAUGAGAUUAUGAGGGCGUUGGGGAUCGACAGUCUUGAACUCCAACCCACCUACCCUCUUCCUCCUCCAUUUCUGGUCUCAAUCUCCACUUCUCUACCUCCACAAAAUCUUGUUAAAUCAACCGUACCUACUGCGUCUUCUUGGUGUAAAAACACACACACAAUUAAGGAAAAUGGCGACUAGCAUUAGCAAGGUUGCCCAGAAUCUCCAAACUGCCAAUUUCACUUCCAAUCUUUCCAAAUCCCAAAACCCCUCUUCAAAACCAUUAUCUUUCUUAUCCUUUGGAUCGAAAUACAAAACCUCAGUUACUCAAAUCUCUGUUUCUUCUAAUAAAAACUUUGGGAGAAAAUCCUUCACCGUUUCUGCUUCCGUUGCCACCACGGAGAAGCCAUCGACGGUACCCGAGAUUGUGUUGCAACCCAUCAAAGAGAUUUCCGGCACCGUUAAUUUGCCCGGCUCCAAGUCUCUGUCUAAUCGGAUUCUUCUCCUCGCUGCGCUCUCUGAGGGAACGACCAUUGUUGACAACUUGCUCAACAGUGAUGACGUGCAUUACAUGCUCGGAGCUUUAAGAACAUUAGGGCUACGUGUUGAAGAAGAUGGUGCAAUUAAAAGGGCAAUUGUGGAGGGUUGCGGUGGUCUGUUUCCAGUGGGUAAAGAAGCUAAAGAUGAAAUCCAGCUUUUCCUUGGAAACGCAGGAACAGCCAUGCGGCCAUUGACAGCUGCAGUCACUGCUGCAGGUGGAAAUUCAAGCUAUAUACUAGAUGGGGUUCCUCGAAUGAGAGAGAGACCAAUAGGUGAUUUGGUGACAGGCCUAAAGCAACUGGGUGCAGAUGUUGAUUGUACUCUUGGGACAAAUUGCCCUCCUGUUCGUGUAGUUGGAGGUGGAGGUCUCCCUGGUGGAAAGGUUAAGUUGUCGGGAUCUAUAAGUAGUCAAUACCUUACUGCUUUACUUAUGGCAUCUCCACUUGCACUUGGAGAUGUAGAGAUUGAAAUUAUUGAUAAAUUAAUUUCAAUUCCAUAUGUUGAGAUGACACUGAAAUUGAUGGAACGCUUUGGUGUCUCUGUUGAACACACGGAUAGUUGGGAUAGGUUCUUUGUUCGAGGUGGUCAAAAGUACAAGUCGCCUGGAAAUGCUUAUGUGGAAGGUGAUGCAUCGAGUGCGAGUUACUUUUUAGCUGGUGCAGCCAUAACUGGCGGCACCAUUACAGUUGAAGGCUGUGGAACAAGUAGUUUGCAGGGCGAUGUUAAAUUUGCGGAAGUUCUUGGACAAAUGGGAGCCGAAGUGACAUGGACCGAAAAUUCAGUCACAGUGAAGGGCCCACCGAGGAAUUCUUCCGGAAGGAAACAUUUGCAGGCCGUAGAUGUAAACAUGAACAAAAUGCCGGAUGUUGCCAUGACUCUUGCUGUGGUCGCCCUCUAUGCUGAUGGCCCCACCACCAUUAGAGACGUUGCUAGCUGGAGAGUUAAAGAAACCGAAAGAAUGAUUGCUAUUUGCACGGAACUUAGAAAGUUGGGAGCAACGGUUGAAGAAGGGGCAGACUACUGUGUGAUAACUCCGCCGGAAAAGUUGAAUGUGGCGGCGAUAGACACUUAUGAUGAUCACCGGAUGGCCAUGGCCUUCUCUCUUGCCGCCUGUGCGGAUGUUCCGGUGACCAUUAAGGAUCCUGGUUGCACUCGGAAGACGUUUCCUGAUUACUUUGAAGUUCUUCAAAGAUUCGCCAAGCAUUGAUGCGGUUUUCUAUGGGUUGUGGUUGUUUGAUAUUUUUGAAACUAAGUUUUGUUUUGUUUGUAAGGUGUAAAAUAUGUGAUUUUUUGGACAAUGAUUUUGGUUAUUAUGAGAUUUGAGUGUACGAAUGAACAUGAACAUGAUUUUCUGUAAUGAACAAAAUGAUAGAGGUCUCGUUUGUUUA